This is a messenger RNA of Drosophila rhopaloa, 1238 nucleotides long. RefSeq names its product troponin I (gene wupA). The transcript is spliced from 9 exons. Gene Ontology annotation, biological process: muscle contraction. Gene Ontology annotation, cellular component: troponin complex. NCBI's taxonomy places the organism in Eukaryota, Metazoa, Arthropoda, Insecta, Diptera, Drosophilidae. The record is from RefSeq and is a predicted model, not a curated record. The coding region runs from base 147 to 746 and encodes 199 amino acids.
CGCUAGAAUAUAGUCUGCCGUGGAUCGUCGGACCGUUCAGUCUUUUUGUGUCGUUCAGUAUCAUCCGAUUCGUGUGAUCGACAGCACAGCCGAAUUUUUUUUCUUUUUUUUCUAAUUCCUUGAAGUAACCAAAAACACAAAUCAAAAUGGCUGAUGAUGAGGCUAAGAAGGCUAAACAGGCUGAGAUCGAGCGCAAGCGUGCUGAGGUGCGCAAGCGCAUGGAGGAAGCCUCCAAGGCCAAGAAGGCCAAGAAGGGUUUCAUGACCCCAGAGAGGAAGAAGAAACUCAGGUUGCUGCUGCGUAAGAAAGCCGCUGAGGAGCUGAAGAAGGAACAGGAACGCAAAGCGGCUGAACGUAGACGUAUCAUCGAAGAACGUUGCGGCAGUCCCAGAAAUCUCAGCGAUGCUAGCGAAGACACACUCAAAUCUCUGCUCAAGCAACACUAUGACAGGAUUAAUAAAUUGGAGGACCAGAAAUAUGAUCUUGAGUAUGUUGUUAAACGCAAGGAUGUUGAGAUCAACGAUCUCAAUGCCCAAGUUAACGAUCUUCGCGGCAAGUUCGUCAAGCCAGCCCUGAAGAAGGUCUCCAAAUACGAAAACAAAUUCGCCAAGCUGCAGAAGAAGGCCGCUGAGUUCAACUUCCGCAACCAGCUCAAGGUGGUGAAGAAGAAGGAGUUCACGCUGGAGGAGGAGGAGAAGGAGAAAAAGAUAAAAGAUGCCGCUGUGCUAAAACAAGCCAAAAAGUAAGAAACCCGACUGGUCCAAGGGCAAGCCCGGAGAUGCCAAGGUGAAGGAGGAGGUUGAGGCCGAAGCUUAAGUGUCCACACGUCCACUAGUGUCCACUGACCCGUGACUCCCGCCCUAAACAAUAAUUGAAAUUAUUUACAACAAUUAUCUGAAGCAAUACAAUUUAUAUAAAUCUAUUAAUAUAUAUAUCUACAAAAAUAUAUAUGCAUGUAUAUAUCUCGCCAUAUAUAUGUGUCCACAAUGGAUUUGAUCAGAAAUGAAGUCAAUAAACAACAACAGCAACAACUUAAACAACUCAAAAUCAAACUCAGACUCAAACUCAAACUCAACUGCUACAAAUAAUUCAGAUCAACGAUUCAAAACAACAACCAAACAUCUGAACAUCUUGAUGAAUUAUUGAUUAUAUUUCAUUAUUUACAAAUUAUAUUUUUUAAUGUAAAUUAAAUUAAAUUACAAAAAAAAAAGAAACAACAGACAGAGUCUCGCACAUUA